Messenger RNA from Suillus fuscotomentosus, 381 nucleotides. RefSeq names its product kinase-like domain-containing protein. The record is from RefSeq and is a predicted model, not a curated record. Gene Ontology annotation, molecular function: protein kinase activity; ATP binding. NCBI's taxonomy places the organism in Eukaryota, Fungi, Basidiomycota, Agaricomycetes, Boletales, Suillaceae. The transcript is spliced from 3 exons. The annotation marks the transcript as partial. Gene Ontology annotation, biological process: protein phosphorylation.
AUCCUCGAUGGUUUGUGCAACGGCAUUGCAGUCCACUCGAAGGGCGUUGCCCAUGGUGACCUUACCUCCAACAACAUCCUGAUAGAUUCGGACUGCAAUGCCCAAGUAGCCGCAGAUCAUGGAAUUCUCACAAUGUGUUCUGAGCUCUCAGGGACUUCAUACAUCAGAAGCAACGUGCGGUGGGCUGCGCCAGAGCUCUUCGAGGUCCCCGAGAGCGAAGAGUCAUUGACUCCUCAACCAGCCAGCGAUAUUCAUUCCUUCGGAUGCAUCAUGCUUCAGGCUGGAGGUGUUAUGACAGGUAGGCCACCCUAUGCAGAUGUGCGAAGCGAUUAUCAAGUCAUUGUCCUGAUACUGAAGGGUAAGAAGCCUACAAGACUAUCG